This is a messenger RNA of Dendronephthya gigantea, 1474 nucleotides long. RefSeq names its product histamine H2 receptor-like. The record is from RefSeq and is a predicted model, not a curated record. Gene Ontology annotation, cellular component: membrane. The coding region runs from base 98 to 1156 and encodes 352 amino acids. Gene Ontology annotation, molecular function: G protein-coupled receptor activity. Gene Ontology annotation, biological process: G protein-coupled receptor signaling pathway. NCBI's taxonomy places the organism in Eukaryota, Metazoa, Cnidaria, Anthozoa, Malacalcyonacea, Nephtheidae. The transcript has 2 exons.
CUUACGUUCGGUCGACGUUGUCGUAGUGCCAGCGUAAGGUCUUUAAUAUCCGCUAGGACACCGGAACUUGAAAGUACAUGGCUUAGUCUUGUCAUUUAUGGUCAAGAAGGCAAUGUAUCUCGAUUGGGUUUCGUCUGGCUGCCGAAAUGCGACAUCGCCAUCGGAAUUAUCGACGAUUACAGCUUCAUUCUCGUUCGUACUUCUUAUCAUCACAGUUCCAACCAAUCUAUUUGUCUGUUUAUCCAUAAUCAUCGAUCCAAAUAAAGAACUUCGCACACAAUUUAACUGCUUUACCUUCAACCUUGCUCUGGCAGACUUACUCGUUGGCUGUUUAACGGAGAGUCUAGCUGUAUUUAUCCACAUCAAACAAAGCAUCGAUACGGAAUUCGGUCAUAGAGACUAUCCAAUGAUCCAAAAGCUGCUACAUAUUCCAUAUUUUAUCGCAUCUUGUGCUUCCGUUUUGAGCAUUUCAGCGUUAGCAUUCGAAAGAUGGCUUGCGUUGACAUCGCCAUUCAAAUAUCGUGUGUAUUUUAGUGUCAAGCUCUGUGUCUUGAUUUCCGUUAUUAUUUGGAUAAUAGCCCUUAGCUACGGUGCAAUGAAUAUCUGGUUGGAUUAUAUACUGGAGAAUUUCAUACUUGUGAACACAGCUUUGUUGUUUACAGGCACCGUGGUCAGUUUUGCCUGUUUAAGGAUUCGCUGUACACUAUUACAGGUCUCAAAGAACUUGGAAUUAGAAGGUUUGCGCUCGUCUCAAAGAAACGACGCAUACAUUCAAAAUCAAUUAACAAAGACAUUCGUGCUGAUGAUUGGCGCCUUGAUGUGUUGUUACAUCCCUGCAUGUACUGCAGUGUAUUACAUGAACCUAUGCAGUCCCUGCAACUGUGACGUGAUCGAGUGGCUACGCGAUCUUGUAUUUUGGCUAAUACUGCUAAAUUCGGCAAUGGAUCCUUUCAUAUAUGCCCUUCGCACCAGACCAUUUCGUGAUGCAGUGCGAAAAAUCUUAUCGUGUAAAUGUGGACAGAGGAGAAGCGAAAGACAGCAAAGAUUUACUGCCACUUUUCAGAACAGGAAGGGUUAUGGAAAGCUAGCUAAACUUGUUCCUAACCAGAAAACAUAUGGCUCAACAAGUACAGCGAGUACUGACAUCUCGCAAUAAUUACAUUUAAGCAUGGUUCACACUUGUCCUUGGUGCGCAAAAUGCUUUGUCUAUCGGAAAGUAAUACAAUGGAUCCCCGAUUCUUAGGAGCUAGUGCAUGUGAACCAGGUCUAAUGGAGUGUCUAAAUUCAGUAGGCAUUUAACUAUUAAAACUGCAUCACAAUUGUUCGCAGAUGGCUGAACACGAGGUCGAAACCGAGACGAAAUCGAGGUUUUUAUUUAGUGACAUUUUACCGAGCCUUGCGAGGCGAUUGUUUUACAAAAAAAAUUAAAAUAAAUGUUUUACAAAACGUGAACCCGAUAUUUACAAAACGAUAU